Molecule: messenger RNA, 927 nt
Organism: Drosophila kikkawai
Lineage: Eukaryota; Metazoa; Arthropoda; Insecta; Diptera; Drosophilidae
Gene: Acp32CD
Product: Accessory gland protein 32CD
Source: RefSeq, a predicted model, not a curated record
GUUGCAGCGAUGUGGCGGAUGCGGCUACUCUUUGGCUUUGUGGUCCUGCUGGCCCUUGGCUAUCUGCCGCAGGAGCGCGGCGUUCUGGCCCAGAAAUACUACAUGAAUUUUGCCUUCAAUAACAACAACCCGGAAGGAGAAGAAGGCGAUAAGAACGGUGAACCGGGUACGGAGCACGAAGGGGGUGAUAACGGCCCGGAGAAUAUUGGGAACAAUGGCGGUACCGACAAUACAGGCGGAGGAGUAAGUGGAGCAGACGGAGAUGCCCAUGGAUACAUCGGUGAAGGUGAAAUAAUGGACGCCGGGAGUGGCGAUCGCCAAAAAAACAAAGGCUACGGAACCCAGCGGCGGAUCGCCGGAACUGACGACGACAACGACGAUAGCGACAGCAAGGAUGCCCAUAACCGACGCCGCAUGAUGGCGGAGCACGAGAACGAGGCGAGCAAGCCGACUGAUCACAGUCAUCACAGCAGCUACGAGAUCAGCAUCGAUGACAGCUUCGGCGGGCGCUACGUGCGCUCCAUCUACGAGAGCAGCGAGAGCCACGGCCACUCCGGCAGCAAUGAGGGCUCUAAUGCCCGGGACAGCGCGCCUGCCGAGAGCAGUCAAUCGAAAGCAGACAACAAGCCCGAGGACAAUCCCAAUUCUGAAAAUCCAAAUGCAGAAGCCGUUAGGAGCGAAGUUCCAAAUGGGGGGAUCUCUGUCGGCGACAAUAACGAGGAGUAUGAGGAAAUUUAACAGCAGUGAAGAGGAAGGAGUAAGUGUCCUCAAACCUAAUGGCCACCAUCUAGCCUGGUACAUGGUUUCUCCUUUUUUCCUCCUUCUUUCCUUUGACGCCUUGGUUCGCUCGAGAGACUUUCGGAAGCUGCAGAUACUUUUAUUAAAUUUAUCUUACAAAUUACAAUAAAAAGUAAAUUAGAAACGAAA